AUGCAGUUUACAGUUCCCAUCUCACAGUGAGGAUGAAAUAAGAUCAGAGCACCUGAUACGUAGUUAGUGCUCAAAACACUUAUUUCCUCCCCUUUGGUUCUCAAGUAUCUGAAAUUCGGUCCCUUUAAGCUUGUUAAGAUUCCUCACUAGCCUUGUAUGCAGCUGUGGGCAGAGAGCUUUGGCAGAAGGAAAGACUUUUUGUUUUUUUUAAAAUGACUGUUUCAUAAUCUGUUGGCUCAAAUCUGCUGCUGCCACACCCUAUGCCUCUCUGGGUCCCUGCGUCCUGUUGCAGUUAUCAUAUGCCUCACCUUUAACCUAAAUGACCCUGGGAAGUGGCUGCUAUGGCAGGAUUUACUGAAUGCAAAAUGGAUUUUCUUCCUUGCUCUUUGGGGCAAAGCUGGCUCAGAGAUCCUUAGCUGCAGGGGGAGGGGCUGGCAGGCCUGAACUGCAGUUGGACUUAGCGGCCAGGGGUUUUCUGGUUUUCAUUAAAAUUCUCUGGCUGUCUUUCGGGAUAGCUCCAUUGGAUAUGACUGUGCACUGGAGCCGUUUGUGCUGUUCUCUCAGCUAUACACACCCAUCAAAUUACAGUGCCCCUGAGGACAAGACAAAAUUGAAGCUGUGUAAAUGAGUAUGGAAGAUUAUGAUUUCCUGUUCAAAAUUGUUUUAAUUGGCAACGCUGGUGUGGGGAAGACGUGCCUCGUCCGAAGAUUCACUCAGGGUCUUUUCCCCCCAGGUCAAGGAGCCACAAUUGGAGUUGAUUUUAUGAUUAAGACAGUGGAGAUUAAUGGUGAAAAAGUAAAGCUACAGAUCUGGGACACAGCAGGUCAAGAGAGAUUUCGGUCCAUUACCCAGAGUUAUUACCGAAGCGCCAAUGCCUUGAUCCUCACCUAUGACAUUACCUGUGAGGAAUCCUUCCGUUGCCUUCCUGAGUGGCUGCGGGAGAUAGAACAAUAUGCCAGCAACAAGGUCAUCACUGUGUUAGUGGGCAACAAGAUUGAUCUGGCUGAAAGGAGAGAGGUCUCCCAGCAGCGAGCUGAAGAAUUCUCAGAAGCUCAGGACAUGUAUUAUCUGGAGACCUCAGCCAAGGAAUCUGAUAAUGUGGAGAAACUCUUCCUUGACUUAGCAUGCCGACUCAUCAGUGAAGCCAGACAGAACACACUUGUGAACAAUGUAUCCUCACCCUUACCUGGAGAAGGGAAAAGCAUCAGCUAUUUGACUUGUUGUAAUUUCAACUAAAGGCUGAGGCACAGAGAAGCAAAAGGAAUCAGCGACUGCCCUGAUGGGCCACGAGAUGCUGGGGAGAUCUGGCGAUGACUGUGGCUCCCGCUCUCAGACCUUCUGACUCCUGUGGGCUCCUGAGCUUACAAAAAGCAUGGCAGGCCAAGGGCCUCGACCACAGGCCAGCAUUAGCAGAACAUAUAAUGGUUUCACCCUUUUGCAGUCUGGAGUUGGAGCAAGGAGAAAAUUGCACUAGGCACUCCAUGAUCUGCAGAGCAUGUUGCUUUUGUUUUUUUAAAAAGCAAGUAAAAGCGCAUUCCCGAACAGAGUCCAGGGGGAAAUGUACUGUAGGGAUCCCUCCUGCACAUCAGUGGGUGCAUGUGGGAGCUGUUCUUUAGGGCUUCGGUGGUAAUCUUCUGGGGGCCCUGGUUUUCUUGUCUACCAGAUAAACCAAAACUGGGAAGGCCAAGUACAGUCUCUGUGGUACGUCUUGAUGACCCCAUGGAGAUUUUGCAAAGUGUUAUUUCUCUUGUCCACAGGCACUUUCAAGAACUUUGGGAUGUAAAAAUGAAAUGAAACCUUUACCCAUGACCAACAGUAACAAUCAUUGUUUUAAUAAUAUAUACAAGCUCCAUGACUCCUUUUGGUGCUAAUGAUUCUGCUAUUUCACAGACCAAACGUUUUAGUACAUUGAUGUCCUUAAAUGUAUUAUAUAGAAAUAAAAAAAUGGGGGAAGACCAUGAAUCAGCACUCUUUCUCAAAGUCUCAUUACUACCUUUUUAAAGGUGGAUUUUUGGGAAAAGAGAAUACUUUUCCUUUUAUGUUCCCCUCUGAAUCUCUACCAUUCUGCUCUCUUGUCUCUCCAGCCCUUUAAGUAAAUGAAAAAGUUUGCAAACUGAAAAAUAAAUAAAUAAAUAAAUGUUUUUGAUGAUAUUCUAAUAUAAAAGCUUAGCUCUAAGACAUUUUGAGUAGUAUGAGGAAACAGACCAGAUAUGACCAAAAUACUGUGGAUUAAGGGACUGUAGUGCAGGGCUCCAAGCAGAGCACAGUCCUUGAUAGUAGGUCACAUCUUUUACUUCCUGGUACUCUCCAUCUUGGACAGACCAAGGCUUAGGAUUUUGUAGAUUUUUUUAGUAUGAUAAGUGAGAAUAGCAACAGAUGAAAAGUCUCACGACCCAUUUUUAUAUCUUUGAUGAUAACCUGAGAAAAAUUCUGCUUGUGGAAGCAGAUCGAACUAUCAUUUUUUCCCCUCCUUCUUGUAAUAAUGUUACCCUCAGAUGCUUAACCAUACAUUCUUCCUUUUUUCUUUCUCUUUUCCUCUGUUUUUCUGGUCUCUCCUUUUCUUCUUCCCUCCUUCCCUCCCUCCCUCCCUUUUUCCUUCCCUCCCACCCAUAUAUGCAUGUGUUACUGCGAAUCUCCAAUUCAAAUGGAGGUGUAUAUGCCUUUACUUAGCCAAUUUUAAAACAGGACUCAAAAUGGAAGAUGUGCUGCUGAAUAUAUGUUUCUGUUUCUUCAGUGCCAUACUUUGAUAGCUUCCAAUUUGUUCACUGAUAUAAAUGCAAAUUGGGAAAAUAAUUAAGCCUGUAUGCUGUUGAUGCUGUCAGAUGUUUCUGUAGCUUGCUGCUUAGCAUAACUGAGGGAUGAGUAAUGGAAUAAGGAUAUGAUGUGUAAUUCCACUGUUGCUGUAGAUGGUGACAAUCUCAGUCCUGAUAUGUUGAUGUUUGAAAGCUAUUUAAUUGUAAAGAAAUGAGUCAUGUAGAAACAUGUUCAUAAAGCAUUUCUAGCAUUUCUCUAGCAGAUUCCAGAUUGACCAGUCUCUUGCACAUGGGAUUAUGCAUAUUUUUUAAGGGACUGAUAACUUUUGAUUGGCCUCACUGUGUUUUCCUGAUCCUGUGGGAAAGAGAAAGGGAUCCCAGAAGUUUGUUUUUCUUUUAGAAUCAGUCUCUGCAGGAAAGGAAAGUCAUUUUAAUAAAACCAAAAUAAUUUAUAAUAAUUGUUGCCUUUCCCUCCCCAUCCUCUCCACUAAGCCAGCAACUAAAGGUAUUCAGAAAUCAAGUUAAUCAAGGUGGGUAAAAUAACUUUUUUAAACUGGAAGGAAAUGUUCCUAAGUUUAGAUUCAUUACCUGUCAUUUAGGGCAAAAAUCCAGUGCACCCAGCACAUUAUGACCCAACUUUGUCUCACAGUAGCAAGUGCUGAAAAUAAAGUUGCUUUGUGAACUUAGAGGAAGUGGCUGUGUUAGAUUGGACUGAUUUGAUUGCAGAAUAACACCUUUUAGGGCCACACUUAUGUUAUUCACUAGGGGUUAGUCUUCUCUGUAUAUCCAUGGCCAGACUGGGAAUGGGAUUAAAAAGCUGUGAGGUCUUGGCCUCUUUCUUCCCUGUUGCUCCUCCCAGCCUUUCUAUAACUUACCAUCCAUGGCCCAUCAGCAGAAACACAUGAGAAUGUGGGACUUUGUUUCUUUUUUUCUUAGUUGUGUGAAUUCCAGAUUAGGCCUUAUGGAUGCUUGUCUACUAAUAUAUCUCAAGUUUGAAAACAAUCCCUGACAAUAUUGUAGGUGCAAUAGAUAUUAGUCGAAUAAAUAUUUAAGUGCCAAGAUCAGGGGGAGGCUUUUUUUGAUUAAACAGAAAUCCCUUUAAGUAGAACUUAAUAAAGGACACUAAUUACAGUCAUCUUAAUCCAGGCCAGGACCUAAAUUUAUUGGUUUGCCUAACAGUCUUAUUGCCAUGGCAGUAUUUGCUAAGAUGAGUCUUUAGAUAAAAAUGAAUUCUCAUUUAGCGGUGGAUGAAAAAAGAGAAAUUGCUUUAUCAUAGUUUAAUUCGGCUUUGGUCUGCUAAGACUACCAGGGUUCGUGUAUUCCUCCAUUUUUGGUGUGAUCUUUUUCUUCUUUCAAUAAAGUUAUUAAAUAUAUGGCAAAACUUUUUUAGUUUCCAAUGAAAAAUGCAUGAUACUCAUGUCAUGGAAUCAGGCUUGGGGAAAUCUAUGAAAUAAAAAUUUGCUGAUAAUGAUAUUUCAUUAUGGCUUUGUGUAGACUAUAUCCUCAAAGGAUUUUGUGCUUCUUUGCCCAUAGAAGGCUUUUUCUCCCAUUGUAUGCUUUUAUUAAAUCUGUUGAAUUAUAUUAAUAUUUUUUGAAUUUGCAUGGCCAAUUACUUUUUAGUGGAUUACUUACAUUAGGCUGUGGGCUCUUCCUGGCCUUUCUUGUUCCCAGUCUUUUAAUCAUUUCAUGUUUUUAUCUCUCCCUGAGUAAAGUGGCAAGAAAACUAAAAUGAAAGUUAAAUAGAUUGAUUUGACAAUGUGUCUGUUCUUAUUUAGAGUUUAUAAGGAGGGUAGAAAUCAUUGACCAAAAUAAGAUUUUUGGAUCAAGAUUAUUUACUUUAAGCCAUUUAGACUUGUUGGCCAGAGACACCACAUUUAACAAAGGACUGGGUUCUUAACUUCUUUCAUUCAUGAAUAUAUAUACCUCGGGAGGACACUGGUGACAGAGUUAUGCCAAUGAUUUGCCAUAUUACCCUCUAAGCUAGCCCGUAAUUCUACCAGAUCUCACACCAAGUUUCAGGUCAUGACUCAUACUGAGUAAAUAUCAGUUGUAAAUGGUUUUGAAUUGGUCUUCCUACUAAAGUGAAACAUCUCCCUUUAAACCAAGCCACAUGAAUGAAAUAUCAUAAUCAGAAAAAAAGUUUCUUUUUUUUUUUUUUUUUUUUUUCAUAGCAAACCAAUGGCCUUCUCCACUAAGCCAGCAACUAAUGGUACUCAGAAAACAAGUUAAUCAAAGUGGGCAGAACUUUUUGAACUGUGAGGAAAUGUUCCUAAGUUUAGAUUUAUUACCUGUCAUUUAGGCAAAAAUCUAAUUUUUUUUUUAAAUUUCUUAAUCCUGUAGAACCCUGUAUUUCAUGGUAAUGAGUAUUUAGGGAUCAUUGCUCUAUUAGUCUCUGGGAGAGAUCGUCUAGGGUUUGCCAUUUCUUUUUUUCUAGAAUUUUGUUGUUGUUUUAACUGCAACUGGUUACUUUUCUCAACCGUGGUCCUGACAUGUUUAUACUAUGAUGCUUUUGAGACUUAGCUAAAGAAUUAAAAGCCGUAAAA
Cebus imitator (Panamanian white-faced capuchin) is the source of this 5296-nucleotide messenger RNA. It is a transcript of the gene RAB30, whose product is annotated as RAB30, member RAS oncogene family. Lineage: Eukaryota; Metazoa; Chordata; Mammalia; Primates; Cebidae. The record is from RefSeq and is a predicted model, not a curated record. Gene Ontology annotation, biological process: Rab protein signal transduction. Gene Ontology annotation, cellular component: trans-Golgi network. Gene Ontology annotation, molecular function: GTP binding; GTPase activity. The transcript has 5 exons. The coding region runs from base 625 to 1236 and encodes 203 amino acids.